Messenger RNA from Laetiporus sulphureus 93-53, 2229 nucleotides. Its product is annotated as P-loop containing nucleoside triphosphate hydrolase protein. The record is from RefSeq and is a predicted model, not a curated record. Lineage: Eukaryota; Fungi; Basidiomycota; Agaricomycetes; Polyporales; Laetiporaceae. Gene Ontology annotation, molecular function: GTP binding; GTPase activity. The transcript has 8 exons. Gene Ontology annotation, biological process: ribosomal subunit export from nucleus. Gene Ontology annotation, cellular component: cytosol. The coding region runs from base 47 to 2122 and encodes 691 amino acids.
UUUGCCCGUCUGCUCUACUUUAAACCCUCCUCUCGUCUAUCAGCAGAUGGCUCCCCCGAAGGGCAAAAAUCCGAAUCCUAGCGGGUUGGGCCGUGCAAUUAUUAAUAAGAAGGUCAAGGAUGCUCAUAGAGCACGGGAGACAGGCCUUUAUACAACAGACAUCGAUCCGACGACUCGAUUGCAAUCAAUCACGCAGGAGCGGGAUCUCGACGAAUUUCUCAACACUGCACAACUUGCUGGAACGCAGUUCACGGCUGAACGUCGCAAUGUAAAAAUUAUCAGUACACCGGCUGGGUCGCGGCAGAAUCCUUACCUGCUCACUGAAGAGGAGGAGAGGGACACAUUACAAAAGCAGCAGGAGAACCGUCAGAGGCUGCGCGUGCCAAGGAGACCUCCGUGGACGAAGAACAUGACAGCAGCACAGCUGGAUAGGCAGGAGAAGGAUGCAUUUUUAGAUUGGAGGAGAGGACUAGCCGAUCUCCAGGAACGGGACAGAUUUCUUCUCACUCCAUUUGAGCGCAAUAUAGAAGUCUGGCGACAACUCUGGAGGGUACUUGAACGCUCUCAUCUGAUCGUACAGAUCGUGGAUGCCCGCAACCCACUGCGCUUCCGGUGUGAGGACUUGGAGUCAUAUGUCCAGGAUGUUGAGGGCGCGGAAGGCGAGGCCGGUACGGGGAAGGGAAAACGACGGAGCCUUCUCUUGAUCAACAAGGCGGACCUGCUGACUGCCAAGCAAAGGCGCAUAUGGGCAGACUACUUCGAUUCACAAGGGGUCCUAUACGCUUUCUUCUCCGCCACAAAUGCCGCCGCUCUACAACAGGCCCGCCGAGAUGCCAUCGCAGUGGAGGAUGCCAGUGUCUUGGAAGAGGAGGGUCAUAGCAGCGAUCAACAAGAGGAUUCUACACAUUUGGGGCCUGGUGAGGAUCCCGAGGUAUCCGCGCAGAAUGCAGGCGAAGAGGAGAGCGAGUCCGAAGAAGCGGAUGCUGUUUCAUCAUCCGACUCCGACUCCGAUGAGGAUGAUUUCCAGCCGUCAAUCGAAGAAGAUCCCCAGGAUUUGAGAGUUAAGGUUUUGUCAGUGUUGGAGCUCGAAGACUUGUUUGUCAAGUCGGCGCCUGAUUCAGCAUCAUUCACCGACUCAUGCGGCAAUCACCCUACCCAGCUCGUUGUUGGUCUUGUUGGAUAUCCCAACGUAGGCAAAUCGAGUACAAUCAACGCUUUGCUUGGUGAGAAGAAAGUCAGUGUCUCGUCAACGCCUGGGAAGACAAAGCACUUCCAGACGAUCAACCUUUCUCCCACCCUGAUGCUAUGCGACUGUCCUGGUCUCGUGUUCCCUCAAUUCACAACCACGAAAGCGGAUUUGGUGUGUGACGGCGUGCUGCCCAUCGAUCAGAUGCGGGAGCAUACUGGUCCCAUCGCUCUGGUGGCGAAGCGCAUGCCGAAGAAAGUCCUGGAUGCAAUAUACGGCUUGAAUAUCAAAGCGAAAGGGGUAGAAGAGGGCGGUGACGGACAGAUUACCCCGGAAGACUUCUUGGUUGCAUAUGCCAUUGCGCGAGGGUUCAUGCGGUCGGGCCAAGGGAAUCCUGACGAGGCGCGUGCCGCGAGAUACAUCCUCAAGGACUAUGUCAACGCAAAGUUGCUAUACUGUCAUCCGCCACCGGGAGUUCCAGAAGAUGAAUUCAACGAACAGACCCGACAAUUGUCCCUCAAACGUGCGUUGGGCAAGAAACGCGCGCCUACGACUCGUGUCACGAAAGGUGCCGACACAUUCGUGGCUCAGAAUGAUCCGGCGUUGAUGCUUGGGUCAGGCGCAAGCACUCUCGUUCCCGCCGGCGGCUUUGUCUCGGGCCCGAGGUUUGGAAACCUAGACCAAGACUUCUUUGCGAACCAGUCGUCGCUGUCUUCACGACCACGGCUCCAAGGCUCAAUUCGGCACGGGCAGGAGGUCACGCGGAUGCAGCGAUAUCCUCAUCAGAAUUCCGUCGCAGACGAUGGGACCGCGCUGUCCGGGAGAAGGGCGAGAAUUGCAGCAGUGCUGGCCAGUGCGGGCGACCUCGAUGCGGGAAAGAGACACCAUAAGAAACCAAAGAGAGUCAAACAGCGGAGCGGAAGAGGUUAUGAUUAGGCUCGCAGCUAGUACCACCCUGUAUCCGUUCGCGAUGCUGACUGCACGGUGACAGUCUAUGUAUUGCGUGAACUUCUUCAUCAAUAUUGUGGCGUGCGAAUUCGUCC